UGUAUAAGCAAAAGUUGUAGUUUCAAGAAAGAAGAUUAAUAGGAUCCAGUGGUCGUUGCAUACGGAAUGCAUCAGUUACAGUUGAAAGAAACAAAAUUUGGAAUUUCUCUAUAAUCCCUUAAUCAUUACCAUUCAGUGAUUGGUUGAAAAUGGCGAAAACGGAGAACAGAAGUCUGUCGUGGAAGCGUCCUUCAGGUCCUCCCAAAAUCUGGAAACGUUUCGAGAUUAAUGAGAAAACAGGAAGUGAAGGAAAGGAUGGAAAAGUUUUGAGGUUUUCAAUCGAGGAAAUUCCGACUGACAGAUAUGACGAAGUUCUUGACCUUAUAGUGAAUAAUUUCAUGGCUGAUGAGCCGCUCUGUCGCUGCCUCAACAUAAAGGACGAUCCUGCUGGUGUUGAAGAUUUUCGAAACUUUUGGCAACUUUCUUUGAAACAAGGAAUCAGCGUAGGACUAUUUCUUGAUGAUUCUGACAUAGAUAAACGUGAAAUCGUAGGAGCAAACGUACUUCUGGUACUGACACACGAGGACGAAGAAUUGUUUGAUGAAGUUAAAUUCAAAUCAGCCGCUGCCGAAACAAUAAUAAAUUUUGUUAUGAAUGCAACCGCAGAAACUAAUGUACUGGAUCAUUAUAAAGUUGACAAAUAUAUAUCUGCAUUAGGACUUGUCUUGAUUCCACGUUUUAGAGGAUAUUCUCUUGGCGGCCAUAUUCUUGGCGUAAGAAAUGACAUCGGUCAGGAAUACAAAAUUCCUGUAACGGAAACUGCAUUCACUGGUACAGCAUCUCAGAUUCUUGCGCAGCGCAAUGGAUUUGAAGUUCUCCUCGUGAAAAAGUAUUCUGAAGCUUACGAUAGCGAUGGCCAACUUCUUUUCCCAAAUGUUGAUUGUGAAUGUGCUAAAAUGAUGGCAAAACGAUUGUAUUGAAAUUCUUAUCGCAAUAUUUAUCGAAUUCCUUCUGUUAGCUAUAUAUUCAUUUUCCUCAAUAUCUGCCACAGCGCACACUUAACGAGAAUCUACUGUACCGACGGAUUUUUGAAGUUGCUGUUUGCUACUCUUAACUAAAUAUUAUGCAGUACAAGUCCGAA
Cephus cinctus (wheat stem sawfly) is the source of this 1081-nucleotide messenger RNA. RefSeq lists its product as uncharacterized. The transcript has 5 exons. Gene Ontology annotation, molecular function: N-acetyltransferase activity. Lineage: Eukaryota; Metazoa; Arthropoda; Insecta; Hymenoptera; Cephidae. The record is from RefSeq and is a predicted model, not a curated record. The coding region runs from base 150 to 920 and encodes 256 amino acids.